Medioppia subpectinata is the source of this 891-nucleotide messenger RNA. Lineage: Eukaryota; Metazoa; Arthropoda; Arachnida; Sarcoptiformes; Oppiidae. The record is from the annotation of a GenBank genome assembly.
AUGGUAAAAACAGAUAUAACGACGUAUCUGGUUUGUAUGGAGCAAAGAUAUUGUACACAAACGGAGCAAGCUGAGAUGGAAGUCGCAUGGAGCACGGUCCAUUUUAAUUUAGAUGGUGUGGAAUACAAUCAAGACUAUUGUACAUCUAGAUCAUAUUCUCAAUCGGAUAGUAGAUUAAUAUUAAUUUUGGUGUGUAAGACAUUUAAUGACAUAUGUACGGAGCAAAUUAACAAGGGCAGACAAGUGAACCUGAUGCUGGAUAAUAGCCCAGCAAGUAGUGAUAUAAAUGGAUUAAAACUACAGUCGGCUAAUAUGUGCCUUGAUAAAAUGAAAGGUGCUUGUGGCAAGUGGCCCGACUAUAAUCGUGGUGAUGAUUAUUACUGUUGCCUAUUAUACGAUAUGACCGAUUGCUAUCAAUAUAAUUACAAGAGUUAUUGUACAACAAUGGAGCAAGCUGAAUUGGAAUGGGCAUGGAGCACGAUCUAUUUUAACUUAGAUGAUCUUAUUCUCAAUCAGAUAGCAGAUCCCAAACGUGACUCAUCAAUUGCCCUGAUGCUCGGCAAUGACCUUAAUGGCAUGAGAUUGAAAGACCCGCAAGACUGCCUAGAUAAAAUGGGUAGCCGUUGUGCCACAACAGCCCUGUACCACAAAGGAGAUAGAUAUUAUUGCUGUAAAUUGUUUAACAUGAUUGACUGCUAUCGACAUAAUUACAAGAAUUACUGUACCAAGUGGGAACAAUUGGAAAUGAUCUGGGACACAGUGUACUUUGAUAUGAAUAGCAAACGUUAUGAUGCGCCCAAUUGCCGUGAUAUGGGUUUUAAUCCGUCGGACAACCGGGCAGUUUGCGGUGCCAAUGCCCUGGUGUGUUUUUGCGGGAAGUCUGCCGACCAA